Fonsecaea multimorphosa CBS 102226 is the source of this 4083-nucleotide messenger RNA. RefSeq lists its product as uncharacterized. Bases 1 to 4083 code for a protein of 1360 amino acids. NCBI's taxonomy places the organism in Eukaryota, Fungi, Ascomycota, Eurotiomycetes, Chaetothyriales, Herpotrichiellaceae. The transcript is spliced from 8 exons. The record is from RefSeq and is a predicted model, not a curated record.
AUGACCUCCAUACCAGCAGCAGAACAGGGUUCGGAUGGCCCUCAGAAACGGAAAUGCAAGGCCCUGGGACUUGCAGACAAUAAACCCUGUCAAUCUGAUGUGACAUCCGUCGAUGGCCACUUUUGUCAUUUCCAUUCCAGGCAAUGCUAUGGCUUGUACAAGGGUUAUAAACGCCGCAAUGCUCAACUUGAUGCCCUUUCAGCGGCUCCUCCUGCCUACCUGGCAGAUCGUGGGACAAAAUUGGCAAAUGAGGAUUUUGCGGCACUUGAAGAUGAAGCCAUCCUCGAAGAGGUUCAUCAUCAUCUCUUCAAGAGGCACGCUUUCCUGGAUCGCGUUAUCAAGGCUCGGAAACUUCACCACAGUCAUUUCUAUGCCCAGACCAUGGAUUAUGGUCAUGAAAAGUAUCUCAAUACACUCAUCACGCAGAAAUUGACAGUCCAGAAAGCUCUGGAACGUUUAACGCAGCGCCUGGUUGAGGUCCUCUACCAGAAACGGAAAUGGUACAAAUGGGCGCGAGAGUGCCAGGAAGAGGAAGAGAAACAGCGAGAGAACGAACAGAAGAAGAUCAAACGUGAAGCGGCCCUUUUCCGUCGGCAAGCCAAGAGACUUGAAGCUCGCAUGCGAGACCUUCGGGCAAAGGAGGACGAGAGAAGACAAGAAGAGUACCUACAGUCCGCCUACAAAGAGAGCCUUGCCAAUCAAUCAGCCGAGUCAGAUGACGAAGCUUGGGACCCCAUUGAAGACAUCAUGGAAAAUGAGCACGAUACCUAUGUCGAGCUAAUCAAGCACUUCCUAUGGCUGGAGCUCCGGCCCAUGCCAGACCCGCCUUCAGAAAGCAGUAUCUGUUCAAAAGAUGCGGUAGAGGAAGAAUGCGAGCAAUUAGCGAGUAUCAAGGACAUUAAGGAAACCCAGAACUCUGCAAACGAAUCACCAGCGUCACAGAACGUAAAACCCAAAAAGAAGGCCAGGAGCAAAAAACCCAAAGACCACAUUACCACGGAUGGCCUAGCGGAGACUGAGCGUAUCGAUGCUGUUCCUUCGAGAGGAGUAAACCACAUCCGACCAAUACUGGUCCCCACCCAAGGUGAAAGAAAGGGGCAAGAAAACGAACCAGACAUGGCGAAGAUCGAAAGCCGGGAGGACAUCCGGACGAGACUCCUCGAAGGCACAAAGCCCAUCAGCGGUAGUCUGAUGUACCUGGAUGCUUCUGGACGGAGGCAAGAUUAUGAGCGAACAGAGCCAAUAGCCGCCCUAGAGGUAGACCGACUGCUGGACGAGAUCGCCGAGGUAAAGAAUUAUCUGUUUUGCCGUCUUCUACUUGGAAAUGCCGUUCUACUCCCUCUCGCUAUGAAAGCAGACACCGUCUGCGACUUUCUCGCAGAUCCGGAAGUCAGAACUUGUGAUUUACGAGAUUUAUGUCUGAGGCUAGAAAAGCCCCAGCUACAGGAGAUCAGGGACGCCUGUGCAGAUUUUUGUCGCAAACACGACGACCAAGACGCCGUCGCACGUGCGGACGAUGAGUCAAACCAAGAUGAAGACAGCGAAAAGGAAGAUGGCAUGUGGGAUUUUAAGUUGCGCGAGAAAAGGCACAAACAUCACCUACCAAAGAUCUGGCAGUCGAAUCGAGAGAAAGCUAUUCGGACCGCACAACCGCAAACCUCAGCUGCAGGCAACUUGCGAGUCAAGAUCUGUGGGCACUACAUUUACAACUACCCUUAUCAAGGUGCAAUGAAACGAGGCGGUUGGCUGCAUUUCUGCAUCAUGGCAAGGGAAUGCAGUCUUUUCAAAGCCGUCGAGCUGUGCAAGUCAUGGGACGAAUUCUUCGAGUUGAGUGUCUUGACGCUCUACCACUACUUUCCGUCCCCUGAGUGGCUCCUUUGGGCAGGAGACAUGGUGAAACAGCAAUAUCUCCAAGUUGGCUUCUUCCCGUAUUUCAUCUUCAACGAGGCAGUUGAGCGCACCGCCAGUCAACGUGGACGUAACCAGGUAGGUCGUCGCACUCAUGCUUCGUCUGAGAUGAGAAAUUUCAUCUGUGCGCAUAUGAAACGCAAUGAUCCAGUCACCCGUCGAUUCAUCCAGUACACCUCAAUGCAAACCACAAGAAUGUUGAUCUUGGUGAGGGACGGAAAGACUGGGCGUAUUAUUGUGACGCCACCGAAGGACGAACUAUGGCUUAUCCGAACUAAGCAUGGAUAUGGCAGGGAGGCGAGAACUGAAUGGGACACUAAACGAUAUGUUGGACCAUUAUUCUUUGAGGAAAUGGAGAGAUUUCGGAGUUUCAGCCUUGGUUUCGACGACUACUAUGAUAUCUAUGUUUGGUCCACAGAACCGGGCACGGACUGGCAGAUGCUUCAUGCCUGUGUCAUUGAGAUGCUGUACAAGGCAAACCGGGUUGUACAUGCUGAGGACCUAUUGGCCUCAAUGGCACCAAUUUUGAAGACUCUGACUCGAGAUAAAGACGCACAACGCGCGCGAGACAUUCAAGAAGAUGAAACGGCUCAAUCAAUCUGGGAUGAAAUACGCAGCGCCUCCAGGUUCGAGUGGCGGACACCGGAUGCUAAUAAAUCUACCGAGAUGCCAAAACAUUUGGCAUACGGCGAAGCGGAUGCUCUCGAAGACGACAUCCUCUUCCCAGAUGACGUUUCAAGCUCCUCCAGCAGGAAACUCUUCAAACCCAUCGAGAACAGCAUAACCAAGUUUGAGGCAGGUCAGAUGAAGGACUAUGUCAUGAAACAGUUUCUUCAAUGCGGCGACUUCAGCGACAAUGAGUCCGAUGUUAUGGACACGGACUAUAUCAAGGAGGAUGACGCUGCUGAGAUGUCUGAUUGCGGGAGUGAUGGAUCCUCACAAUCUCUAUCUGAUGUCCUUCCGCACCACAACGCGGUCCUGAAGAUAAUGCAAUCAUUCGGAUCUGCGCCCACAAUGGAAGACUUGGAUGUGGAAGAGGCAUUCCUGAUGUACAUUGAUAUGUAUAAAUCCAAAGUCUUCAAAGAAGCAUGGCACAGAUGCGAUCUGGAACCAGGCUCUCGGGACAGCUGGCGUGACUACAUUUCGACUCGUCAUGACGCUCUAAGCGAUCUAACGCUCUUCAAUGAAGCGUACCUGUUCUCCGCACAGACACUCAGGUACCUGGAAUACCAUCCAGAAAUUCACCCUCGCGUGAUGACGGAUAUGCACCGAGCUUGCACUGUGGUCAUGCUUUUCAGCUCCAAAGCCUCUUCGUUCCUUGCAAGCAAACUCGGUGACAAGCAUAGAGACUCCAAACUCCUCGAUCAAAAGGGACGCUCAGAGCAGGUCCCCAACCGUCGAAGUUGCUACAGCUGCAAAUAUCGAGACGCCUCUUUCUACAAAGCAUUCGACGAAGCAGUUCAGGCAUGCCGCGCCAAGGUCUCGGAGUAUCGAUACGAUGAGGUUCCUGCCGAAUGGGACAUUUGUAUCCGCCCUAAACUCGCACAAUUAUUCAAGCAUGGUGUGAUUGGUGUUUCAUAUACUCCAGAGGAGGAUAUUAUGGGCGCUGCCUUUGCAGCUAGAGAAGGCGGACGGCCUUUGGAUCUUUUCGUGGACUACCGACCCUCCGUGUCUGGAUACAAAUUGCCAAAGCACAUGGUCAGUCCCUAUGCUAUCAGCAUCGACUCAUUGCGCGAGGAGGCUCGACAAUUUUCUGCUUCACAUUCGGCGGCCAGAUUUGCAUUGCUCCGCCUGUGGUCGACACCUUAUUUCUACCCAUUCAUGAUCGCUUGGGAGAAUCGCCCAUGGCACGCCUUUAUCGACUCCAUUGGUCGGGCCUGGGAGUGGAAGUUCAUGCCCACGGAUAUGCCUUACUCGGAACACAGCGUCCACUUCAACAUGACUGAAAGAUUCAGACCUUUCAUGGCCAAAUUUGGAAAUGGGAACAAGCUCAAGGUCCGGAAGGAUGUCGUUCUUGUGAUGGGAGAAGACGAAGAGGAGCUCUUGAAACUCGCAUCUGCGGCCACCUUCAUUGUGCAGACGCGGCCUUGGCGGCUGGAGAUCGAUUUCUGCAAAAGCUUUGUCAAUAUCGAUGUCGAGUUCUUGAGUGGUCUGGACGAUGCUUGGUGGACUUGA